This is a messenger RNA of Cyanidioschyzon merolae strain 10D, 1536 nucleotides long. RefSeq names its product UDP-sulfoquinovose synthase, chloroplast precursor. The transcript has a single exon. Gene Ontology annotation, molecular function: UDPsulfoquinovose synthase activity. NCBI's taxonomy places the organism in Eukaryota, Rhodophyta, Bangiophyceae, Cyanidiales, Cyanidiaceae. Bases 1 to 1536 code for a protein of 511 amino acids. The record is from RefSeq and is a predicted model, not a curated record.
AUGACGUUCGUGACGCUACCACUCUGUGCAAGCAGAAGCGUUGUACCUAGCUUGAAGUGUGCUGCCUGUCGGCGCGGAAGUCGUUUAGGGCUUGGCGGCCGAUUAAGGUCGAAGCUGCGUUCCUCCCCUGGCUCGUCGUCUCUGAGGUGCCUGCAACCUAACGGGACACCUAGUGCAGGGCACCAGGGAAAUAAAGCAGGAAAUGUGAACACUUUUGGUAAAACUGUUCUUGUUCUUGGGGGGGAUGGAUUUUGUGGCUGGCCGACCGCUCUCCAUCUGUCAGAUCUGGGGUACAGUGUCGUAAUUGUCGACAACUUGUCGCGGCGCAAGAUCGAUAUCGAGCUGGAGUGCGAGUCCUUGACGCCUAUUGCGGCACCGAGCGAGCGCAUCGCUGUUUGGAAUGCCUUGUCCGAUCGCGAGAUUCGCUUUGAGUUUAUGGACGUUGCUCAUGAGUACUGGCAUUUGUUGGAGCUCAUCAAAAGGGAGCAACCCUGCGCUAUCGUGCACUUUGCGGAACAGCGGGCUGCACCGUACAGCAUGAAAGGGAGCCGCCAGAAACGCUAUACAGUUGAUAACAAUGUGAACGGCACCAUGAGCGUGCUGACAGCGGUCGUGGAGUCCAACCUGGAUAUCCAUGUUGUUCACCUGGGCACCAUGGGCGUCUACGGCUACGGCUCCAGUGGCGGCAAGAUUCCCGAAGGCUACCUCGAUGUCGUGCUGCCCUCCGGAGAGCGCCGCUCGAUCCUGCAUCCAGCCUACCCGGGGAGUGUCUAUCACGCCUCCAAGUGUCUCGAUGCGCUGCUGUUUCAGUUCUUUGCAAGGAAUGAUGGGCUUCGCAUAACGGAUCUGCAUCAAGGCGUCGUUUGGGGCACGUUCACCCAGAAUACCAUGCGCCAUGAGCUCUUAAUGAAUCGUUACGACUACGACUCCGAUUACGGCACCGUGUUGAACCGCUUUUUAAUGCAAGCUGCAUGUGGGCUGCCUCUUACGGUUUACGGAAGUGGUGGGCAGACUCGAGCCUUUAUUCAUAUUAGCGAUACGUGCAAGUGUAUCGCACUUGCGCUAGCAAAUCCGCCUAAUCGCGGCGAUCGUGUCAAGAUCUACAACCAAGUCGCAGAGACACAUCGCGUGCGCGACCUCGCGGCUCUUGUCGCCCGGAAAACGGGCGCCAGUGUGCACCAAAUUCCCAAUCCUCGGAACGAGGCCUCCGAGAACGAACUCGAUGUGAGCAACCAGAAUUUUCGUUCGCUUGGCUGGGACCCUGUCACACUGGAGGAGAGUCUGCUCGAGGAGGUGGUUGGUGUCGCGGAAAGAUAUCGGCAUCGCAUUCGCCGUGACAAGGUCAUGCCCAGCAGCUUCUGGAACCGGGAGCGAGAAGAGGCGUGUCGCGCGAAUGCGACAAACUCGAGCGACGCACUAGCCGAGAUAUCGGCUGCGGCGAGUUCCGAGUGGCGUGAUGAGGUGUUAAAGCAGCUGGCCAAUGGUGACGACAAGAAACUCGAGCGUAUGCGCUCGGCGCUGCGAGAUGAACCCUAG